AAACGCCGUUCUGGGUCCCAAGCCCUCCUAUUUGCUACUCCCGUUUCUAUUCCCUUUUCCCCCUCUUUUAUUCUCUCUCCCUCCCCAAAGCCCCGCAGCGCCUCCUCUUGGUGGCCAUAAUACCUUGUAGAAUUCUUGCUUCUCUUGGUUCGAAUCCAUGGAAGCUCUCUCGAGUUCGAUCGUUCCUCCAAGGCUCGCCGAAAUCUCUCCUUCUCACCAACCUCCGAUCCCUCCCCUGCUCAAAGUUCCUUCCUUUCGACUUGGUGGGUUCUUGAAAGCCCGCGAGAAUUUUGAUUUCCUGAGGCUGUCGUCAUCGUCGGAAUCGAGCGCUCGGAGGAGUUGGGGCAGGUUCAGAGCUCUCGCUAAUGACGUCUCCGGCAACGGGUCUGGCUUCAUUGCCGACGAGGGUUUGUCUCCGGAAAGGAAUAAUCUGAGUUACAAUCAUAGCGAUGAAGCUGGCAUCACUGACAAAUCAGAGAUGGCAUCGCCUGCUGCUGGUGGAAGUGGAACCAGUGGAUCUAGAGCUGGGCUUUUUAGAACACCUAUUUCUGGUGGUGUGCAAAGUGCAACCUCUGCUCAUGAUUUACCUCCGCCAGCCUUGGCCGUUCGUAAUCUGAUGGAGCAGGCUAGAUUUGCUCAUUUGUGCACUGUAAUGUCUCGGAUGCAUCAUCAUCGUGCAGGAUAUCCAUUUGGUUCUCUAGUUGACUUUGCAACAGAUUCAAUGGGCCAUCCAAUCUUUUCACUGUCACCAUUGGCCAUACACACACGGAAUCUGUUGGCAGAUCCAAGAUGCACACUUGUUGUACAGAUACCUGGAUGGAGCGGUUUAUCAAAUGCACGUGUGACAAUAUUUGGUGAUGUUAUCCCUCUUCCAGCUGACCAGCAGGAGUGGGCUCGCAAGCAAUAUAUUGCCAAACACCAACAAUGGGCAUCCCAGCAAUGGGGAAACUUUUACUAUUAUAGGAUGCAGAACAUAAGUGAUAUAUAUUUCAUCGGAGGCUUUGGUACUGUUCAAUGGGUAGAUGUCAAGGAAUAUGAGGCCAUUCAACCCGACAAAAUUGCUGUUGAUGGUGGAGAACAAAAUCUAAAGGAGCUGAAUGCAAUGUUCUCAAAACCACUUAAGGAACUUUUAUCUACGGAAGUAGAGAUAGAUGAUGCAGCUCUUAUAUCCAUAGACAGCAAAGGGACUGAUAUACGUGUUCGCCAAGGUGCGCAGUUCAACAUUCAGAGGCUAUCAUUCGAAGUGGAGCAUGGAGUGGAGACUUUGGAGGAGGCUAAGAAAGCACUUCAGAAGAUAAUCAAGAGGAAUUGUGGGUCAACAUGACGUAACAUAAGAAUUUUUAAAUACUGUUUUAUGAAAAGAAAAGGAUGAAAAAUAAGGUCCUUGGUUGCAGGAAUGAAAAUGGAUCCGAUAUGCUGAUCGCGAUCACAAAAAACGUGUUUCCAACCUCAUAUUUGAGCAGUGCAGGACGUUAGAAUCAAUGCAUGAAGUUUUGUUGAUUUAAAUAAGAUUGGGUUAACAUGAGUUCAUACUUGAGUAUUUCCGUGGAUGUUUGUAGAGUGAGAUUAGUUGUGUU
Molecule: messenger RNA, 1577 nt
Organism: Phoenix dactylifera (date palm)
Lineage: Eukaryota; Viridiplantae; Streptophyta; Magnoliopsida; Arecales; Arecaceae
Source: RefSeq, a predicted model, not a curated record